This is a messenger RNA of Pungitius pungitius (ninespine stickleback), 510 nucleotides long. RefSeq names its product olfactory receptor 4M1-like. The record is from RefSeq and is a predicted model, not a curated record. The transcript is spliced from 2 exons. Gene Ontology annotation, cellular component: membrane. Gene Ontology annotation, molecular function: G protein-coupled receptor activity; odorant binding; olfactory receptor activity. Gene Ontology annotation, biological process: detection of chemical stimulus involved in sensory perception of smell; G protein-coupled receptor signaling pathway. Lineage: Eukaryota; Metazoa; Chordata; Actinopteri; Perciformes; Gasterosteidae. Bases 1 to 510 code for a protein of 169 amino acids.
AUGGAUAAUGUCUCCGUUGUAAGAAUUUUCUUUCUAUCAGGGUUGAAUAAGACAAAUGAUUACAGAGUAACACUCUUUACAUUAACUUUACUGUAUUACUGUAUGAUUUUGUUUCUGAACAUCUCUAUCAUCAUGAUUAUUGUGUUGGAUGAAAACUUACAUGAACCCAUGUACAUUUUAUUGUGUAGUUUUUGCAUGAAUGGUCUUUAUGGGACCACAGGUUUCUACCCCAAGUUCCUCUUUGAUCUGUUGUCUUCCUCGCAACAGAUCUCCUAUGAAUGGUGCCUUUUGCAGGCUUUUGUCAUGAAUUCAUUUUUAUGCUGUGAAUUAUCUAUCCUAGCAGUCAUGGCCUACGACAGAUAUCUGGCUAUAUGUCGACCUCUUCACUACCAGUCUGUCAUGACAAAGAGGAAGGUCUCUAUGCUGAUAUGUUUCUCCUGGUUCACACCUUUCUGCAUUCUUCAAAAAUUGAACCUUUCUUCAGGCUUGAGUCUUAGAUGUGUAACCUGA